AUGGGUUUAGCCUUGAAGAAGUUUUGCAUGCAGUUCUGCUGCUGCUGUUGCGCUGGUGACGAAGAUGAUGAGGAUGAGAAGCAGCCAUUAGUACCUCAGGAUCCAUUGGAGUAUUUCAACCGUGAAGUCCAGAAGCGUCGUGAUGAGGAGACCAACCUGUGGAGUGAGCCAGGAGACCCUAGCCACUCGGAGAGAGACGACGACCGGACCCUUUAUACCCUGCUGCAGGCCAGGAACAAGACCCGCAUGGGAUCCACGGGCUAUCGCCGCCUGAGUGUUGAUAUUGAAGCCAUGAGAGAUACCCGGCGAGAAGUCAGAGACAAAUGGAAGACAAUUCUGGAGAACCUAGGUUUCAUGGCGGAGGCAGACUCGCUGCUGACAGUGUCUGCCGGUGCCUCUCAUGACCGCAUGCGUAACGCCCCAGCAGCACGUGCCCUUCUGCAUACGCUCCACUCUGAGACCUCCAUCUUCAGCAGCAGAGAGCCACCCCCAGAAAGAUAUCUGUUCAUCCUGGAUCGUCUUGUGUAUCUCGAUAUAGCUGACGAUUUUCUGGCAAAGGCAAAGCGCUUCUAUCCGCCAAAGGAGGAUUCCGACGAGGAGGUGACAGGCCUUAACAUUAACCUGCCGCUGCUGCUGGCCAGGGUAGAGGCCAUGAAUGGAGGAGUCGACGACGAUGAAGAGGAUGAGAGCGAAAGAGAGGAUGGGAACUUGAGUGACAGAUCCUAAGGUCCGCUGGCUGCAAUAAUAAUAGACACAAGGCAGGGGGCAGUAGUCAUCAACCCUUGAGACCUGGAUGAAUCACAUAGCUCCUCUCUUCAAGUGUCUGUCGCCUCGUACGGUGUUGCUGCUGCUUCUUGGAAGUUUUAGGCUGAAGAAGUUCUCCCUUCUGUCCCAGCCACAGAG
This is a messenger RNA of Xiphias gladius (swordfish), 903 nucleotides long. It is a transcript of the gene mreg, whose product is annotated as melanoregulin. Gene Ontology annotation, biological process: melanosome transport. NCBI's taxonomy places the organism in Eukaryota, Metazoa, Chordata, Actinopteri, Istiophoriformes, Xiphiidae. The record is from RefSeq and is a predicted model, not a curated record. Gene Ontology annotation, cellular component: melanosome. Bases 1 to 726 code for a protein of 241 amino acids. The transcript has 5 exons.